CCUCUCACGAUGAAGCUGAAGGAGGACAUCAACCCCUUGCUCCUGCAGGUUUUCCGCUCUGUGGUCUGGGUCUACUCUGUGAUCACCUUUAUACCCUGGUACUUCCUGUCCGGGGCCGGCACCAACUUGGAGCGGGCACGCCGUAUUAAAGCGCGCUCGGUUAGCGGACACCCAGCGGGUCCGUACCGGGCCAUCAACAGCCAACAGGAGCUGGCGGCGUGGCUGCACCCUGGUGUGGACACUCUGGAUAAAGUGUUCGAAUAUGCAGCCAAGAGGUUUCCUCAGAGAGACUGUCUGGGUACCAGGGAGGUUUUGAGCGAGGAGGAUGAGCUCCAACCCAACGGGAAAGUCUUUAAGAAGGUCAUUCUCGGGAACUACAACUGGCUGUCGUAUGAUGAAACCUACCAGGCGGCCAGGAUGUUCGGAAGCGGUCUGGCAGCUCUCGGCCAGAAGCCUCUGUGCAACAUCGCCAUCUUCUGCGAGACCAGAGCUGAGUGGAUCGUGGCGGCUCAAGCCUGCUUCAUGUACAAUUUCCCACUGGUCACACUGUACGCCACUCUCGGACCCAUGGCCAUCGCCCACGGCUUGAACGAAACAGAGGUCACACACAUUAUCACUAGUAAAGACCUGCUGCAGAGUCGUCUCAAGGCCAUACUGUGUGAUGUUCCGAGUCUGAAGUUCGUCAUUGUAGUCGACAAGAAGCUCUCGAGCUGGCAGGACAUCCCCAGAGGCAUCACUGUCCACAGCAUGGCUGCUGUUAAAGAAAUGGGAUCCAGACCUGAAAGCUGUGAGCGUCAGCCCGAGACGCAGCCACAGUCGUCGGACAUCGCCGUCAUCAUGUACACCAGCGGCUCUACUGGCAUCCCCAAGGGUGUCAUGAUCUCCCAUGGCAACAUCAUCGCUGGCAUCACUGGGAUGGCAGAACGAAUCCCCAACCUCAAUGAAACGGACACGUACAUUGGCUACCUGCCGUUGGCCCACGUUUUAGAGCUCAGUGCAGAGCUGGUAUGCAUCUCGCACGGCUGUCGCAUUGGCUAUUCCUCUCCGCAGACUCUUGCUGACCAAUCUACCAAAAUCAAAAAGGGCAGUAAAGGAGACACCAGCAUGUUGAGACCCACACUCAUGGCCGCUGUACCGGAAAUAAUGGACCGUAUUUAUAAAAACGUGAUGACAAAAGUGGAGGGCAUGAGCAAAUUGCAGAAGACGCUCUUUGUGCUUGCGUACAACUACAAGAUGGAGCAGAUAUCCAAAGGCUACAGCACGCCUCUUUGUGACAGUCUGGUGUUCAAGCGGGUCCGAGCGCUGCUGGGGGGUAACACACGGGUGCUGCUGUCAGGUGGUGCUCCACUGUCAGCUGCCACGCAGCGCUUCAUGAACAUAUGCCUGUGCUGCCCAGUGGGGCAAGGCUACGGACUGACCGAGACCUGUGGAGCCGGCACCAUCAGUGAGGUGUGGGACUACAGCACCGGAAGAGUCGGCGCACCGCUCGUUUGCUCAGAAAUCACGCUCAAGGACUGGGAAGAAGGCGGCUACUUCAGCACGGACAAGCCUAACCCACGUGGGGAAAUCCUAAUUGGCGGACCAAACGUGACGAUGGGUUACUACAAAAACCAAGCCAAGAACCGCGAGGACUUUUUCGUAGACAAGAAAGGUCAACGGUGGUUCUGCACCGGAGACAUUGGAGAGUUUCACCCCGAUGGAUGCCUCAAGAUCAUCGACCGCAAAAAGGAUUUGGUCAAACUACAGGCUGGUGAGUACGUGUCUUUGGGGAAAGUGGAGGCAGUUUUGAAGAACUGCCCGCUCAUAGACAACAUCUGUGCCUAUGCCAACAGUGACCAGUCGUACGUGAUCAGCUUCGUGGUGCCCAACCAGAAAUUGCUGAUGGCACUGGCGGAGCGGUUGGAGGUGCGGGGCACGUGGGAGGAGAUCUGCAGCAACCCCCAGAUGGAGAAGGAAGUCCUACGCAUCCUCACUGAGGCCGCCAUCUCAUCAAAACUGGAACGCUUCGAAAUCCCCAAAAAAGUCCGUCUGAGUGCGGAAGCCUGGACUCCAGAGACUGGCCUGGUCACGGACGCGUUCAAAUUAAAACGCAAAGAGCUUAAAACGCACUACCAAGAAGACAUUGAGAGGAUGUACGGAGGGAAAUAA
Messenger RNA from Nerophis lumbriciformis (worm pipefish), 2148 nucleotides. The record is from RefSeq and is a predicted model, not a curated record. NCBI's taxonomy places the organism in Eukaryota, Metazoa, Chordata, Actinopteri, Syngnathiformes, Syngnathidae.